This is a messenger RNA of Morus notabilis, 2403 nucleotides long. RefSeq names its product glucosidase 2 subunit beta. Gene Ontology annotation, cellular component: glucosidase II complex. Bases 219 to 2123 code for a protein of 634 amino acids. The record is from RefSeq and is a predicted model, not a curated record. Lineage: Eukaryota; Viridiplantae; Streptophyta; Magnoliopsida; Rosales; Moraceae. The transcript has 16 exons. Gene Ontology annotation, biological process: N-glycan processing.
UUUUCUUUCUUCAGUUCCAGUUCUUCCUCUCCAUCUCCGUACUCGAAAGUUACUAAGAACUGCAAAAUCCCCAUUGACUCUCUCUGAUUCUCUGCAACAUUCAUCUCUAACCCAUGAGCUAGGGUUUAUGGCCGAAGAAGCAUAACAACAACAAUUAAGGAGAUUCAAGCUUUAUUAUACAACACGAAUCGACAUUAGAAGAAGAAGAAGCAAAGAAGAUGAAGAAGCUAAGCGUUGUCCUCAUUUCUCUUGUGAUUUGCCUUCUCAUUGCAGCUUCCACUGUCAGAUCGGCUUCUUCUCCUCCCAAAUUCCAGUUUCUCGGAAUCGCUCCCGAAGAUGAGAAAUACUACGAGUCGUCGGAAUUUAUAAAAUGUAAAGACGGAUCCAAGAAAUUCACCAAAGCUCAGCUCAACGAUAACUUCUGCGAUUGCGUCGAUGGCACCGACGAGCCUGGAACAUCUGCAUGCCCAAAUGGAAGAUUCUACUGUCGAAACAAGGGACAUGUUCCUCAAGUAUUAUUCUCUUCAAGAGUGAAUGAUGGAAUAUGUGACUGCUGUGAUGGGAGUGAUGAGUAUGACAAUAAAGUAACUUGCCCAAAUACAUGUUGGGAGGCUGGGAAAGCAGCUAGAGACAAGCUGAAGAGAAAGAUUGCAACUUAUCAAGAGGGGGUUACUAUAAGAAAGCAGGAAGUUGAACGGGCAAAAGCAGUUACUGCUAAGGAUGAGGCAGAAUUAUCAAAGUUGCAAAGUGAAGAGAAAACACUUAAAGGGCUGGUCCAACAGCUUAAAGAGCGUAAAGAACAAAUAGAAAAGGCAGAGGAGAAGGAACGCUUACGGAAAGAGAAAGAAGAAAAGGAAAAGAGAGAAGCUGAAGAGAAAAGAAAAGCUGAGUUGGAAGCCAAGCAGGAGAAUGGUGAAGGUGUUACGAAAGCAGAUGAUGAAUACAAAACCAUAGAGAGUAAAGAUGAUGAUAAGAUAGGGUCUUUAGAGGGUUCUCCUUCGGAUCAGGAUACUAUGGAGGACCAUGAUGCUUUAGCUGCUGAACAUAUACCUAGUGAUGCUAGCGGAAAUGAACAACCAUCCUCCCUUCACGAUGUGGAAGUGCAUCCAGCGAAAGAGAUAGAAGAAUCUGCAGCUAUAUCUGAAUCUGGUCUUGAUGUUGGAAGCAAGGUAUCUCCUGAAGAAUUAGUAAAUACGGGCAAUGAUGUAUCUGAAACUACCGAGGGAUUAUCGAAGGAAGAACUGGGUCGUCUUGUUGCUUCUCGCUGGACAGGAGAAGACACUAGGAAGCAAACAGAGAAGGUUGAUGAAAAAGAUAAUGAUCUUGAAGACAAUGAAGGCACUGAAGAGAUGCCAGACGACACACAUGAUCACGAAGAUGAUGGUUAUGCUUCAGAAACUGAUGAUGAGCACCACAGAUACGAUGAUGACAUUGUAGAGGAUGUAGAAGAAAACUAUAAAGAGGAUCCUCUUGAUUCUAGUUCUUCGUACAAAUAUGAGUCUGACACUGAAUCAGACUCGUCAGACGAAUCUUCCCCAAGUAGCUCUUCUUGGUUGGAGAAGAUACAACAAAAGGUGCGGAACAUUCUACAGGCUGUAAAUCUUUUCCAGACUCCAGUGAAUCAGUCAGAUGCUGCUCGUAUACGCAAGGAAUAUGAUGAUUCCAGUGCUAAGUUGUCUAAAAUACAAGGGAGAAUAUCAAGUUUGACACAGAAGCUAAAACAUGAUUUUGGACCAGAUAAGGAGUUCUAUUCGUUGUACGAUCAAUGUUAUGAAAGCAAGCAGAACAAGUAUGUUUACAAAGUGUGCCCAUUUAAAAAAGCUUCCCAGGUAGAGGGACACAGUACAACUAAUUUGGGGCGAUGGGACAAAUUUGAGGACUCAUACAGAGUCAUGGUGUUUUCAAACGGCGAUAAGUGCUGGAAUGGGCCUGAUAGAAGUUUGAAGGUUAAGCUUAGAUGUGGAUUGGAAAAUGAGGUUACUGAUGUAGACGAACCAAGUCGUUGCGAAUAUGUAGCAUUGUUGUCAACCCCGGCCCUAUGUCAUGAGGAAAAACUCAAGGAACUGCAACAUAAACUAGACUUGAUGAACAAGGAACAACCACAGAGCCACGAUGAGCUUUGAGUUCUCUCAUGGAUUUUUCCCUUCACCCUGCGGAUAGAUUAUCGAUUAAUUUCCUUUUGGAUGUAAUAACUAAUAUGGGACAUCUCCAGUGAGUCCUAAAGCGACACAUUCAAUUAGUGAGCUGAAUUUUUGAUUCUAAAAGACACUCAUUGAACAAUAUUUACUUGGGUGGGGUAGGUUGAAACCUUUCUAUUUCGGAAAUGGAUAGAUUCUGUCUUACAUUUUUCAAGUAAACUAAUACAAGAAUAUUUUAGUACUAAAUAUUUAGGUGCCUGAGAAU